AUGCAGCGAAAAUCCCCCCGUCUAGCCAUCCUGAUUUCUCUGGUCUCUCUUCUGCUGUGCUCGUCGGCGUCGGCACAGCACACGCUGGGCGCCGGCUCCUCCCUGUCCGUGGAAGACCACGCGCGGCCGUUCCUGGUGUCCCCAACGCCACCUUCUCCUGCGGCUUCCUGGAGGCCGGCAGCAACGCCUUCUCCUUCUCCGUCUGGGGAUCCAGGAUCUCGUUCCGUCGCGACGGGGCCUAGCCCUCUCCGGCGCCAACGGGACGACGGUGUGGGAGAGCAAGACGAGCGGCUCGGGUCUCUAUCUCUCCUCCUCGACUCCGGAAACCUCGUCAUCUCGGACCUGUCGAGCCGCCGCACCCUGUGGCAAAGCUUCGACCGGCCGACGGACACGCUGGUCCCGUCGCAGCAGCUUACCAAGGACACCACGCUGGUGGCCAGGUACUUCUACCUCUACUACGACAACGACAACGUGCUGCGGCUCCGCUACGACAGCCCCAACAUGUCGAGCAUCUACUGGCCGAACCCGGAUUACGGCGUGUUCCCCAACGGCCGGACGCUCUACAACAGCUCGAGGAUCGCUGUCCUCGACGACACCGGCGUCUUCCUGUCUAGCGACAACCUGCGAGUCGUCGCCUCCGACCUGGGCCGCCCGGAGUCAAGAGACGGCUGA
Miscanthus lutarioriparius is the source of this 672-nucleotide messenger RNA. NCBI's taxonomy places the organism in Eukaryota, Viridiplantae, Streptophyta, Magnoliopsida, Poales, Poaceae. The record is from the annotation of a GenBank genome assembly.